Messenger RNA from Haemonchus placei, 1104 nucleotides. The record is from the annotation of a GenBank genome assembly. NCBI's taxonomy places the organism in Eukaryota, Metazoa, Nematoda, Chromadorea, Rhabditida, Trichostrongylidae.
AUGAUGGAAGACGACGACGUAAUCAUAAUCGGAGAACGUCGAGUGGGUGAUGACGAUGUAGUUAUAGUCGAAGAACGUCAUUUGGAUCCUCUGGAGCAGUGGGUUCGUAGAGUGAACCGUCCACUGCCGGAAAUCACUCUCGAAUUCAUGCUGAAGGUGAUGGGACAUCCUGAAUAUCGCCUAUUUAUGAUCAAAAACCUUUUGGCCCUCGACGACUUGGACGAGAAGAAGCUGGCCAAGGCGAUGCUGGAGUACGAAGAGGACUUGAAUGCCUUCAAAGAAAAUUUCGGAAAGUGGAUGGUCUUCGCCACGGUUCUGGAAACUGAUGUUUUUGGGGCGAUAGCAGGAACAACGUUCGAACCAGGUUGGCAUUCAAGCUUGAAAUCAAAAAUCAUGAUGGAUGAAAACGAUUUCGAUGAGAAACCAUCAACGAGGAUGGAUGCUUUGGGAAGGUGGGUCCGUAGGGUCAAUCGUCCACUUCCAGAAUUAACGCCCACGUUCCUGAGAAAGGUCAUUGGACGAAAGCAUUACUACGAACUUCUACUCAGAUACCUCCGUCAGGUCCAGAACUUGUACUAUAAGCUGGACGACAUUUUUACGGCCGUACUCAACUUCCUCGAUGCGAGGCUCCAAUACAGUUUGCGCGCCUCGGAUAGAAAUGAGCAGCGGUGUCGUCGGAAAGCUGUGGCUGUAGCCAUACUCAUGAAGGAUUUCGAGGACGAUUUGGAUGCCUUCAAAGAAUCUUUCAACUUCGACAUUAUGGUUAUUGCAACUUAUCAUACAUUCAGCGAUCCGCCUCAGCUUCCGGCGUUUCCUCCUCCAGAGUUAACUCCUCCAGUGCUUUCUCCCCCGACGAUAACUCCACCGGUGCUUUCUCCUCCGCCGUUUUCUCCUCAGACGUUUUCUCCUCCGCUGAUUUCUCCUCCAAUGCUUCCGCCGCCUCCGAUGCUUUCUGCUACGAUACUUCCUCCUCCAAUGCUUAGUUUUGCAAUAAUUCCUCCUCCUCCUCCGCCCCCUCCUCCACCGAUUCCACUCCCCUAUUUCGACCCACCGACGAGCCCUGUGCUCGACACCGAUAGCGAUUACUUUGUCAGCAACCCGUAG